Medioppia subpectinata is the source of this 271-nucleotide messenger RNA. Lineage: Eukaryota; Metazoa; Arthropoda; Arachnida; Sarcoptiformes; Oppiidae. The record is from the annotation of a GenBank genome assembly.
UAAAUUAUAUACGGUUUGUUAUUUACGAUAGGAAUGGGUUCCCCUCAUCAUUCAACGGGAAAUAUGGUUUCAUUCGCUAUAAAAUUGAGGCAAUUCUACACAAAGACUGGGAUUUAUUUCGGAAGGAAGUGAUACUAACUGUCACCACACCAUACAAUGGAUGCGCUGACGAACAAUAUAAUCCAAUCGUAAGAAUGGCACAAAAAAAGUUCGGCAUUUAUAAAGACUUUAUAGAGUUGUACGCAAAGCUUGAUAAAGGAUUGCUUACUCC